Messenger RNA from Galendromus occidentalis (western predatory mite), 578 nucleotides. Its product is annotated as transcription factor egl-13. Gene Ontology annotation, cellular component: nucleus. The coding region runs from base 19 to 420 and encodes 133 amino acids. Gene Ontology annotation, molecular function: RNA polymerase II cis-regulatory region sequence-specific DNA binding; DNA-binding transcription factor activity, RNA polymerase II-specific. The record is from RefSeq and is a predicted model, not a curated record. The transcript is spliced from 2 exons. Lineage: Eukaryota; Metazoa; Arthropoda; Arachnida; Mesostigmata; Phytoseiidae. Gene Ontology annotation, biological process: cell fate commitment; regulation of transcription by RNA polymerase II.
CAGCACAUCAAGAGACCAAUGAACGCGUUCAUGGUGUGGGCCAAGGACGAACGUAGAAAAAUUCUCAAAGCGUGUCCCGACAUGCACAACUCGAACAUUUCGAAAAUCCUCGGAGCUCGCUGGAAGUCGAUGACCAAUGCGGAAAAACAACCCUACUACGAGGAGCAAUCACGACUGUCGAAGUUGCACAUGGAGAAACACCCCGACUACAGAUACAGACCGAGACCGAAGAGAACUUGUAUCGUCGACGGGAAGAAGCUUCGCAUUUCCGAGUACAAGAUGCUCAUGAAGCAGCGCCGUGAGGAAAUGAGAGCUCUAUGCGGAGAUGCGGGAGCUAGUUCGAAAGACAUGCCCCUCUCGAUGACACCGGGCGACCAAGCCGCCUUCCAAGCCGCCUUCGAAGCCGCUCGACAAGCAUAGCAGGAGGCUGGCAGAGUUCAGGAAAACACUGAGCUCGGCCCCGAAGGACACAACAUCAUCCGCAGACCGUGGGAACAACCUCAGUAAUCGAUUCCGCUCCAUCCCGAGUGAAGGAGAACGGGAAGCUUCGGGAUAUUCGGGGAAUCCAGGAUCGGCGA